GAAUGAAUGACACAAAACAAACAAAAAACAAUCGGUUUUAUUGCUAUUCAUUUAAAACAUAUGUAUUGUCUUUAAUAUUAUUGGAUCUAAUAGUUGUUAUUAAUAUUCAUAUCAUAUAUGUGUUGACAUAUAUCCCGACGCCAACCGAUACUAACCAUUCCGUAUAUGGACGACACCGACGACAAUCUCGAUACUGUUCUGCAAGAGUUUGCCGACAUUGGCGCCGAACCGCCAAAUAAGCGACAAUUGUGUCCGAAAUGCAGUCGGCCAAUGAGGGUGUGUUGGUGUCCACAUCUGACCGAACGACUAAUUGAGACCAAAAGCCGUGUCGUAAUACUUCAACAUCCGAAUGAAGAGAAACGAUGUCUUCGGACGGCAAAGAUUCUCGAGUUGAGUCUCGCCAGCGGUCGGUGUCUUGUGAUUAGAGGCAAACGAUUUACUUCGUAUAAAUAUCCAGUACUUAAGGAACUAAUCGAUGGCCAGUCGGUGAUGACAACAAACGGCUGCGAAACUAUUGCACGCAAAACGGUUGUCGUCUAUCCAGGAGUCGGAUCACAAUCGUUGACCGAUUUGUCGGCCGGCGAGCCGUACAAUAUAGUGCUAAUCGAUGGCACGUGGAGUCAGUCGCGAUCUCUUUACCACAACAGUCCUCUACUUCACGAUCUGCCAAAGAUUGAGCUCAAUGGCACACAUCUUAGCAAUUACGUGAUCCGUACGCAACCAACCGACGGCUGUUUGUCUACUGUCGAGUCGGCUGCUCUGGUGUUGGCUCACGUGGACAACGAUCCGACCAUUUAUGCGAAGCUAACGAAUCCACUGAAGGCGUUGUGCGACUUUCAGCUAUCAUUUGGAGCCGUCAGUCAUCACAGCAAAGAGUUUCUGAUUGUAAACGGUUUGUAUAACAAACCGCUGACCAAACGUAUCAAACAAAAGUUGGAAAACAAUGAAGAUAUUAAACAAUUUAUUCGUUGA
Molecule: messenger RNA, 972 nt
Organism: Oppia nitens
Lineage: Eukaryota; Metazoa; Arthropoda; Arachnida; Sarcoptiformes; Oppiidae
Product: tRNA-uridine aminocarboxypropyltransferase 2-like
Exons: 2
Coding region: 166-972 (268 amino acids)
Source: RefSeq, a predicted model, not a curated record